Chelonia mydas (Green sea turtle) is the source of this 2108-nucleotide messenger RNA. It is a transcript of the gene AMZ2, whose product is annotated as archaelysin family metallopeptidase 2. Gene Ontology annotation, molecular function: metallopeptidase activity. Lineage: Eukaryota; Metazoa; Chordata; Testudines; Cheloniidae. The record is from RefSeq and is a predicted model, not a curated record. Gene Ontology annotation, biological process: proteolysis. Bases 878 to 1954 code for a protein of 358 amino acids. The transcript is spliced from 7 exons.
CCCAGAGGGUUGGCAGCCCUAGCUAGGGGGGAUGCUGGGACGGGUGUGGGAGGAGUGCUGGGACUGAUGUGUGGGACAUGUAAUGUGGGUUGUGCACAAUGUGUGGCUGUGGUGGAAUGUAAUGGGAUCUGUGUGGGGAAGUAAUUGGGGUUGCUGUGGGGUGUGUGGUUAUGGGAUUAGGGAUAUGUGUCUGGGGGUGUGAGGUGGAUUCUGCACUAACCCCAUGCACCCUGGGAUAGGGUGUGUAGGAAUAAGGGGUUGAAUUUCAGUGUCCCCCUUUGAGGUCUGAACAACACAGAUAAAAAAGUUGUCCCCCUUCUCUGCAUCUGAUACUUUUCUUUUUCUCAUUUAAAAAACAGCAAUGAGUACAAUCAAAAGUGUGUUUAAAUAAAAUACACAUAUAUGUCUAUAUUGUGUUCUACUCUUAAUUUUUGAGUCUACUUUAUAUUUCCUAAUGCACCUUGCAGUGCAGGCACAAUUGUUAUCAAAGCCAUCUUAAUACUUUGCAGUCGAGCAUUCAGACCCAGAGUCCGCUAAUCACAGAUGAAGAUACAAGAGAUGAGAUAGCAAGAUACUAUCCUAAGUGGUGGAUGAUUAACAGAAGUGUCCUUGGGGGCGGGGAAGUUGGCAUCCAUUUGUAUUACACUGAUAAGUGCUUCACCCACUGCAUAAUGAUGAAUUGUUUGUGGGGGUUUUUGUCACAAUGCCUUUCGUUCAGCCAGUCAUUGAUAGCAUUGCCUAAACUUACAGAAGAAACAGCUUCCUGGUCUUGAUUCUCCUACAUCAGCGUAAACCUAUUGAAGUCAGCUGAGGGAGUUACAUUGUUUUUUACACUGGAGCAAGUGAGAUCGGAAUCAGUUCUAAAGAUCUUGUUGCGAUGAAGGUAAUUAAACAUUCUGAGCAGGUCCUGAAGACAGCAUUGAUCUCCAAGAACACGCAGCUUGUGAAGCUGUAUGAGAAUCUUGAGUCAAGGGAGAAGUGUUUGCUGAAUGAAGCAUUUCAGCCAAACAGUGUUCUCUUCAGACCCAUCACUCUGCAUUCGGAGUCAGACUGGAUCUCCUCACACCCUGAGCCCACCCAGGACUUUGAACAGUUUUAUAACGAUCCUUGCAGAAGCAGACUGACAUCUCAGAAAAAUGCCAUUUAUGUACAGCCCAUUGGUUCGUUUGGGGACACUAAAGUUAGUACGGAGGAUUAUAUGAAAUGGUUGAAGGAUUAUUGUGAAGCCUUUUACUAUGGCCUAUCUGUAAAAAUCCUGGAGCCGAUUCCUGUUUCACACACAGGUUGUGGUUUUCGAGUGAAUGAGUACACAUGCAAUCUACAGAUUCAUGCAGGGGACCUCUUGAAAUACCUAAAGAAGAAAAAGCCAAAAGAAGAUGCUUUCUGUAUUGUUGGGAUAACAAUGAUAGAUCUUUAUCCAAGGGAGUCCUGGAAUUUUGUCUUUGGACAAGCCUCUUUGACAGAAGGAAUGGGGAUCUUCAGCUUUGCCAGGUAUGACAGUGAUUUUUAUAGUGCGAGUUACAAAGGCAGACUGCAGAAUAUCAAGAAGCUUCCCUCAGCAGACUAUUCAAUUUUUGAUGGCUAUUAUACUCCUGCAAUCAACAGUAUGCUGCUUCUGAGGUCCUGCAAGACUCUGACCCAUGAGAUUGGGCACAUCUUUGGACUCCAUCACUGUCAGUGGCUGCAGUGUGUGAUGCAGGGUUCCAAUCACCUGGAGGAAUCAGACCGGCGCCCGUUGGACCUGUGUCCAAUUUGUCUGCGCAAGUUGCAGUCUGCCGUUGGCUUUCACAUUGUGGAGAGAUACCAGGCGUUACUUGGGUGGAUGGAUGAAGAUAGUAGUGGAAUAGAUGCUGAACUCGGAAAUGAAGCCAAGAUGGGCUUGCUGAAACCUGUGGAAGCAUUUAAGGAGUGUCGAGAGUGGGUAUUAAAAUGCCUUGAUGUCUUGCAGAAAUAAAGCUCUAGGAUGUAUGUAGUAUCAAAGGGGAAACAUACUCCUCUAUUUAAAGUUAUUUUCAGGCUGACUACUUCUAAAACUGUUGUAACUUGAUAUGGGUCAUUCACUGUAUUGUAAGGAUCUGUAAAUAAAAAUCCAUCCCUUUGUCACUGAA